AUGAUAGGGAUAUCGACUGAUAAAAUUAUAGACGUUCGUCGAUUAUUGUCGGUUAACGUUAUUACGUGUAAUAUUACAAGCUUCUCGUUAUCUCACGAGAUUAAAGGCCCACGAUUAAAAGAUACGGUGGACGUCUCCGCACUGAAAUCCUGCACCCUCACGCUCGUGGAAGAGGACUACGAUGGAGGGAGCGCCACCGCGCACAUCAGGAGGCUGCUGGACAUCGUCGCCUGCACGACGUCGUUCGGGCCGUCGGCGGGCAAGGACUCGCCGGCGAAGGAUGGGCGGGGAACGCAGGAUAGGAAGACUUCGAAGAAAUCGAGCAAGUCCCCCCGCUCGAGGAGCAACACAGGGAGUCCCCCACCGGCGGCGCCUUCAGCUGCUGCGGAUGCUGAUUCAAAGGAAGUAUCUUCUCCGGCGGUCGACGGAGAAGGAGAGAUGAACAAUACUUCUCCCAAGUUGGCAAGCUUCUACGAGUUCUUUUCUCUCUCUCAUCUCACGCCUCCUCUUCAGUUUAUAAGAAAGGCAUCGAAGAAAACCGACAGUGGAAUUAAUGGAGCUGAUCAUCUUUUCGCUGUUGAAGUGAAAUUGGGUAAUGGUAAAUUGCUACUCAUUGAGGCUUCCAGAAAAGGUUUUCAUAGCACUGGAAGGCAGCAAAUUCUUUGUCACAAUUUGGUUGACUUGUUGAGACAACUCAGUAGAGCCUUUGAUAAUGCCUAUGAUGAGCUCAUGAAUGCGUUCUCAGAGAGGAAUAAGUUUGGAAAUCUCCCUUUCGGCUUUAGAGCCAACACGUGGCUUAUCCCACCUGUAGCCGCACAAUCACCGUCCACAUUUCCUCCUUUGCCCAUGGAGGACGAGAAAUGGGGAGGGAAUGGGGGUGGUCUAGGCAGAGACGGGAAAAGUGAUCUCGUGCCUUUUGCGAAUGAGUUUUUGUUUCUUGCAUCCAUGCCAUGCAAAACAGCCGAGGAGAGACAAACCCGAGACAGAAAAGCGUUUCUUCUCCACAGUUUAUUUGUCGAUGUUGCUAUUUUCAGAGCCACUGCAGCCAUGCAGCAUGUUAUGAGAACUCCAAAGCUAGUACAUUCCGCUUUGAACGAUCAAAUUAUAUAUGCGGAGAAAGUUGGGGACCUGAGCAUAGCGGUUGUUGAAGACACGUCUGAUGCCAGUUGCAAAAUUGAUACUAAGAUCGAUGGGCAGCUAGCUCUAGGAUUGGAUAACAAGAAAGUAGGUGAAAGGAAUUUGCUCAAGGGGAUCACGGCUGAUGAGAAUACUGCCGCCCAUGAUAUUGCAACCCUAGGUGUUGUGAACGUAAGGUAUUGUGGUUAUAUUGCCAGUGUGAAAGUUGAGGGGAUUGACAAAGUCAAUGCGGAUCACCCAUUGACAAGCCUAGAGUUUCUUGACCAGCCAGAUGGUGGCGCUAAUGCUCUUAACAUUAACAGUUUGAGGCAACUUCUUCACGAAAAUGCAACUCUUGAACAAAGUAAGUUGACAGUGGGUCCUCGAGUGGGAGAGCGUAAAGAACUUGAUUCUUCUGAAGCCUUUGUUGAGAGAUUGUUGGAAGAAAGUCUUUCAAAGCUAGAGGGAGAAGAAGCUGACAGGGACACUUUUGUGAGAUGGGAACUUGGAGCCUGCUGGAUACAACAUUUACAAGAUCAAAGAAAAACGGAAAAAGAAAAGAAAGCGUCUAAUGAGAAGGUCAAGAAUGAAACGAAGGUUGAGGGACUAGGAACGCCUCUGAAGUCCCUUAAAAAUAAAAAGAACACAGAUGGAGGUAAGGCAGAAUGGCAAACUAAAAGAUUAACCGAUGAAGUGAUGAAUGUGACAGAAGGAGCAGCUGUUGAUGUGAUAGAACCCAAGCUUGAUAUAAAUGCAAGUGAAAAGGAACUUAUGCUAAAGACCUUGUUGUCUGAUGCUGCUUUUAGUCGAUUAAAAGAUUCAGAGACUGGACUACAUGCCAAGUCACUCCAUGAACUAACUGAAUUAUCCCAAAAAUAUUACGAUGAAGUUGCCUUGCCUAAACUGGUUGCCGAUUUCGGUUCCUUGGAACUCUCUCCAGUUGACGGUCGCACAUUAACAGACUUCAUGCACACAAGAGGACUUCGGAUGCGUUCCCUUGGGAAAGUUGUUAAGCUUUCAGAGAAGUUGUCGCAUGUGCAAUCUCUGUGCAUCCAUGAAAUGGUUGUACGUGCUUUUAAGCACAUUCUGCAGGCAGUUAUUUCUGCUGUUCAGAGACCUGAGAAUCUGGCAGCAGCAAUUGCAGCAGCACUGAAUCUGAUGCUUGGAGUUUUGGAGAAGGAACAGUCAGAUACACCUCAUGGUAUCAAUUCCAUUGUGUGGAGAUGGCUUGAGGUGUUUCUUAAAAAACGAUUUGAGUGGGAUCUAAGCAAAUCAAACUUUAAAGAUAUGAGGAAAUAUGCUAUUCUUCGUGGUCUAUGCCAUAAGGUGGGUAUUGAGCUUGUCCCCAGGGACUUUGAUAUGAAAUCUGCACAUCCCUUCCACAAAGAAGACGUAGCUUCCCUUGUACCAGUACAUAAGCAAGCAGCAUGUUCUUCUGCGGAUGGACGACAACUCUUGGAAUCUUCUAAAACAGCCCUGGAUAAGGGAAAACUUGAAGAAGCUGUCAACUAUGGAACAAAGGCCCUUGCAAAGUUGGUAGCAGUAUGUGGUCCCUAUCACCGGAUGACAGCUGGAGCUUACAGCCUUCUUGCCGUUGUUUUAUAUCACACGGGAGAUUUCAACCAGGCCACAAUAUAUCAGCAAAAAGCAUUGGAUAUCAAUGAGCGGGAGCUAGGUCUUGAUCAUCCAGAUACUAUGAAAAGUUACGGCGAUCUUGCUGUUUUCUAUUACAGAUUGCAACACACAGAAUUGGCACUCAAGUAUGUGAAACGAGCUUUGUAUCUAUUACAUCUCACGUGUGGUCCAUCACAUCCAAACACUGCUGCAACAUACAUAAAUGUGGCUAUGAUGGAGGAAGGACUGGGUAAUGUGCACGUUGCUCUAAGAUAUCUUCAUAAAGCUCUGAAGUGCAACCAGAUGCUUCUUGGCCCAGACCAUAUUCAGACAGCCGCCAGUUACCAUGCCAUUGCAAUUGCGCUCUCAUUGAUGGAAGCAUAUCCUUUAAGUGUUCAACAUGAACAAACGACCUUACAAAUACUCCGGGCAAAGCUGGGACCGGAUGACCUUCGCACACAGGAUGCUGCUGCAUGGCUCGAAUACUUUGAAUCCAAAGCUUUUGAGCAGCAAGAAGCUGCUAGAAAUGGGACUCGCAAGCCUGAUGCUUCUAUAGCCAGCAAGGGCCACCUUAGUGUAUCAGAUUUGCUCGACUACAUUAAUCCAAGCCAAGAUGCUAAAGGGAAAGAUGCUGCAGGAUCAAAGAGAAGAAGUUACAUUGCAAAGGCCAAGGUGAAAUCCCUCCAAAACAAUCCAACCACAAUGGAUUCUGAAGUGACCCCAAAAUAUACUUCAAUUGAGGCAGCAAAUGAAGACAACCAAACCCCUAACUCUAAUGUCAACUCCUCUGUCAAUCAUCCAUCUUCCUCUCCAUUACUUCAGUCCAGAGAAAUUUUAGAGCCACUGACUGAGAAAAAAACUAUCCAGCCCGUACAAUCUUUGACACAGGAACCCGCAAUUGGAAUGCCUAUUAAUAAUGAUGUCUCACCUGAAACACACCCUGAAGGAGAAGAUGGAUGGCAGCCAGUCCAAAGACCAAGGUCAGCUGGAUCUUCUGGAAAACGGCCAAGGCACCGGCAUCAGCAUUCAAAUAAAUUAUUCAAUCACCAGAAGAAAGAUUUUGUUGCUGACAUAGAUCAUGCCAGAUUGAAAAAUAACCAUCAAAGUAGUAAAUAUUAUGUCCUAAAGAAGAAGACAACAUCUCCAGGGAGCUUUACGGAAUACUAUGUGGCAAAGAACCCAUCACUGGGGACCAAAUUCGGGCGAAAGUUGGUCAAAACAGUAGCUUACAGAGUGAAGUCUGUGUCAUCAUCCACUACAGAUACUGCAGCAGAGGGCUUGAAGAACGAGGGCAAGGCACUAUGCCCUACAUCAGACUCAGGUUUGGUUUCUGUUCUUGUGCCUCAAGAGGUCAAAGGGGUAACCAAAAGAAGUUCGAUAGUUAGUUUGGGCAAGUCACCUUCAUACAAGGAAGUAGCUUUGGCCCCGCCUGGCACCAUACCUAUGUUACAGGCAAGUGACGGUUAUAGCCCCGAGGAAGUUGAAGAACACAACGAGCCGCAAUUCGAGGCUGAGAAUAAAUCUGGAACUGUUCUGUUAACUGCAGGAAUUGAUCAGGCAGACAACAUUGAGGGUCUACUUGUGGCCCCCGCGGUCCAACUAAAAGUCGAAAUUGAAGCUUCUCAUGGGGAACAGGAAAUUCACCCAGACGACAAGGCGGAUAAUGAUAAAAAUGUUCACAGUGUAUUGGACAUAUCAAAUGCACUGGAUACCACUAAUGUGCCGAACUAUUCGUAUUCUCGAGAAGUGGGUGCUUGUACUGGAGACUCAGAUGCAACCCUAGCCUAUGAUGAUUGUACAAAAUCAAAUUCCGAUGAAGCAGAUGAAACGAUGGUGAAAUCGUCUUUGAAUGACCCGAAAGAAGUCACCAAUAAGAAGCUAUCAGCAUCGGCAGCUCCAUACAAUCCAUCUGUAGUCGCUCCACGUGUGGCGCCGCUGCCCAUUCCACCAGUCGGGCCUUGGCCUGUGAAUAUGGGCCUUCAUCCGGGUCAUGCCACUAUCUUGCCUGGCCCGAUGUCUCCUCACCACCACGCAUAUCCCUCACCGCCGCAAACUCCAAACCUAAUCCACCCUCUGCCGCCAUUUAUAUACCCUCCUUACACGCAGCCUCAGUCGAUACCACCCACGACUUUCCAAAUAACCAGCAACAGCCCCUACCAUCCACGCCAGUUUGCAUGGCAGUGCAACAUGGUCGCCAACACGCCUGAGUACAUUCCCGUCACGGUUUGGCCAGGGUCCCGUCCUGUAGAAUUUUCAUCCCCUACCAAUGUCGAUUCCAUUCCAAAGCCCGUUUUGGAGAUGAAGGUGGACGAUAUUAUCCCUGAAAGCGUAAAUUUGGCGCCUAAUUUACCAGUGGAUCUUGACAGCGAGAACGAGUCCAAGAAAGAAAUUGACCUUCCGGUGUCAGAGGCCGUGGAGAAUUUGAACGACGUGAAUUUGGUUCAGCAGGGGAGCGGAGCGAAACCCAGCGAAUCUUAUUUUCGUGGUGUGCCUUUUCCAUCUAAUGGUUGUCAUGUGCAAGGGCAGCAGAAGAUUGUUGACGAUGAAAAGACAUUCAAUGUUUUGGUUAGAGGGAGAAGGAACAGGAAGCAGAUGUUGAGAAUGCCGUUGAGUUUGCUGAGGCGGCCGUACAGUUCGCAGCCAUUCAAAGUUGUGCACAGUAGAGUGCUGAGGGAAACUGAACUUCCGAGAUCCACUGGCUUUGACACCAUAGAACAGGCUGCGGAUAGUGUGGCUUAA
This is a messenger RNA of Striga hermonthica, 5469 nucleotides long. Lineage: Eukaryota; Viridiplantae; Streptophyta; Magnoliopsida; Lamiales; Orobanchaceae. The record is from the annotation of a GenBank genome assembly.